UGCAGAUUUUUGUUAAAGAUGAAACUAUUCAAUUAUUAACAAUGUUUAUUGACGAAACUCAAAGUCAAUAUAGCAACUGCUUCGCAGAAGCUGCUGCACAAGAAAAGUUAUUAGAAUUGCAACGAGACGCCAUAAACACUUUGCAAUUGAAAAUUGAAUACAUGAUUAAUGAUAAACAUUUAAUAGUUACAUCCUUACAUACUACAUAUUGUUCUAUAUUAAGUGCUGUACAGGGUCAACUGAAGCUUUGUAAAAAUGAUUUCCAAGCCUUAAUAUAUAAGAUAAAUACUUUAAUGCAAGCGAAUAUUCAUUUGGAAAAUAAGUAUAUUUCUGUAAAAAAAUUGUGGAAAGAAACGAAUCAGGAACUGCAAGAAUUAAAAAAUAUGUUAUCCGAGGACAAGAAAGAAAAAAAUAUGUACGAAAAUAAAUUUAUCCAAUGUAAAGUAGAUAUUGCACACAAGAGUUGUAUGACACAAAAUCUUGUACCGAAGCAUACUUCAGAAGAUUCUUCGAUAAUAGAUAAACAAGAAUAUAUAGAAAAUUCAUUUCAAAAUGAUGAAUCACAAGCUCAGACUGAAAUUGUAAUAAGAGAAAAUCAAAAUUUAAAGAAACAACUACAAAACUAUAAAUUAGAUUUAAUUGCAUUUAAAAAAGAAUUAAAAAUAAAAGAACAAGAAAUAAAAGAUCUUGAAUGCUGUUUAAGAUCUGAAAAUCAGAAUCUAAAGAUAAGUUUAGAAAAACAAACUAAAGAAUUUGAAGAAAUAAUAGGAAAAUUAAAUAUUGCUAAACAAAAAGAGAUUAAUUUUAAGGAAUAUAUAAUCGAUUUGGAAGCAAGACAAGAAGAGAGAAUAAUAAAAAAUCUAAAACAGCAAAUUGAUUGUAAUGAAUCAUUAAUAAAAAAGCAAAUUCAGACUAUAGACCAAUUGCAACAAAAAUUGCAUACAUCUGAACAACAAAUCAGACGAUACAUAUCCGAAUAUACAAGUUUUAAGGAAAGAUUUUUAUCAAUAAAAAUGUUACUCAAAGAAAAAUCUGAUAGCAUGGCAAAAUUACAAGCAGAUUAUGAAGUAUUAAAAAAUGAGAAUUCAAUUUUAAAAACAGAAAACAUUGUAUUGGAAAAUAAAACAAAAGAAGAUUUUUACUUACUAAGGAAGAAGUUAAAGGAAACUCAGACGGAGUUAUCUUUUAUGAAAAAAAAUUAUUAUAAAGCAGCUGAAGAUUAUAAUAAAGCUCAAGACAACUUGAUUCAAUCCGCAAGACGAGAGGCAGAGUUACAAGAAUCAUUAACAAUUGCAGAGAAAGAGUAUUGCUCAAAGCUUUCAAAUUUAGAAGGAAAAAUUGCUAGAUUGGAAAAUUUAAUAUGUAAACUUAAUGAAGAAUCAAAUGAUACUAAAAAAAAAUUAUCUUCAAAGAAUAUUGAACUUUGCCAAACACAAAAUAUGUGUACAUCGUUUGCCAAUCAAUUGAAAACUGUACAACAAGAUUUUUAUGAACUUCAAGAAAAAUACAAAAGAAUGGACAAUUCCAGUUGUCAUUUAACUCAACAAUUACAAGAAUGUAUAGAUGAAAACUAUACUCUUGUGCAACAGAACACUUCACUUGAACAAGACAACUACAAGUUUACAAAUCAAUUACAUAACAUGCACCAAUCUUUGACGGAGUUGAAAAAAGAAUGUCAAUCAAAAGACAAGUCUUUGGCGUGUGUGUCAGCAGAAUUAACUGAAACAGUAAUAAAUAGGUCAGAACUUUGUAAUGAAUCCCAAUAUAUGGUCUCGUGUAUUCGUACAUGGAUGGCAGAACAAAGGCAACUUGUUGAAACUCUUGUUUCAAAGUUACAAAUUAAACAACAGCAGUUAACAAUAUUAAAACAACAAUUUGGACACGAAAAGAAAACUUUCCUAAUAAAAAUAAGAGAACUAAGAAGAAUGAACAAUAUAUUAACACAAAGAUUGAAAAAAGUACAUAGAACAACAAUUGGAAAAAAUACUAAAAGUGCUGGAUAUUCAUAUUUGACUCAAAACUAUGGUAAAUCUUCUACAUGCCCGAUUAAAUCUAUACGUCGCACUUCAGUGUUUGGCAAUUCUUGGUGGUUUCCUAAGAUGGAAUAUUUAACAAGUCAAUUGAAAAAUAAUAAUCAAUGGUGGAAUGCAAAUAUAGCUGAUAAAUUAUCAAAGAAUAAUAGUGGAGUAGAUGAUAAUCGAGAUUGUGGUUAUCAAUCAUCUGCAAGCAAAUGACAGUAUAUCAUAAAAUCUGUCAUUAUGGCAUAGUCGAAUAAAAUCGAUUUAUGAUAGAAUAAUAAGAUAGAGUAAUAACUAAUAUUGUAUACCAUUGAAAUUUGCAAAGAAUAUAUAUAGAAAUA
Molecule: messenger RNA, 2359 nt
Organism: Polistes canadensis
Lineage: Eukaryota; Metazoa; Arthropoda; Insecta; Hymenoptera; Vespidae
Product: early endosome antigen 1
Exons: 13
Coding region: 42-2234 (730 amino acids)
Source: RefSeq, a predicted model, not a curated record